Molecule: messenger RNA, 2984 nt
Organism: Pangasianodon hypophthalmus (striped catfish)
Lineage: Eukaryota; Metazoa; Chordata; Actinopteri; Siluriformes; Pangasiidae
Gene: dachd
Product: dachshund d
Exons: 11
Coding region: 307-2136 (609 amino acids)
Source: RefSeq, a predicted model, not a curated record
GCACUUUUCAGCUCAUUUUCUUCCUGUCACUCUGUCUCUGGCUCUCUCUCUCUGUCUCUCUCUCUCUCUCAGGCUCUUUCUUCCAAUCUCCAAAUGGUCCUCCCGCCGUGCACAGCCUAAUUCAUUACCACUGACGAUUUUUCUCGUCACCCCCCCUCUUUUUUUUUUUUUUUUUUUUUUUUUUAAUACUUUUCUCGGCGGAGCGCGCUGCUGUGGAUUUCUCCUAACGAACUCGCGCGUUACUUUUUUCUCUUCUUUGGGGGUUUUUGCCCACUUUUUGAACUUUACCGCGUGCUCGAGCUGACCAUGGCCGUGCCGGCUGCUUUGAUCCCCCCUUCCUCUCUGGUCCAGCCGUCUCCCAUCUCAUCCUCCUCUUCCUCCUCGGUGAACACUUCAUCACCGUCGGCCACCUCGUCUCCGUGUCCGUCGGUGGCUCCGGCCGCUGCGAACCCGUUCCGCUCGGAGCUGAGAGCGGCGGCAGGAAGCCCGGCCAUACCGAUCGCCGUCACUCCGUCUCCGCUCGCCUCCAAGCCCGUGUACUCGACCCCGUCGCCCGUGGAGAACACCCCGCAGAAUAACGAGUGCAAGAUGGUGGAGCUGAGGGGCGCGCAGGUGGCCUCGUUCACCGUGGACGGACGGGAGCUCAUCUGCCUGCCGCAGGCCUUCGAUCUGUUCCUGAAGCACCUGGUCGGCGGGCUGCACACCGUCUACACCAAGCUGAAGCGGCUCGAGAUCACGCCCGUGGUGUGCAACGUGGAGCAGGUGCGCGUGCUGCGCGGCCUCGGCGCCAUCCAGCCCGGCGUCAACCGCUGCAAGCUCAUCUCCCGCAAAGACUUCGAGACGCUCUACAACGACUGCACCAAUGCCAGCUCAAGACCCGGGAGGCCUCCGAAGAGGACCCAGAGUGUUACAUCGCCAGAGAAUCCUCACAUAAUGCCUCACACAGUGCCGGGCCUCAUGUCUCCGGGAAUCAUUCCCCCUACAGGUCUUACAGCCGCAGCUGCUGCUGCAGCCGCCGCAACCAAUGCUGCCAUCGCCGAGGCCAUGAAAGUGAAGAAGAUCAAGCUGGAGGUGAUGAGCAGUUACCACGCCAAUAGCACACAGCAUGGCGCCGACUCUGAGAACGGAGACCUCAGCUCCAGCGUGGGUUUGGAACUGCCAUUCAUGAUGAUGCCCCACCCCCUGAUCCCUGUCAGCCUGCCUCCUGCGUCAGUCACCAUGGCAAUGAGUCAGAUGAACCACCUCAGCACCAUCGCCAAUAUGGCCGCCGCAGCACAGGGACAGAGUGCCCCUUCCAGAAUGGUGACAUCAGUGAUUAAGGAGCGGGUGCCUGACAGUCCCUCCCCUGCUCCCUCUCUGGAAGAUGGCAGGAGGCCGGGAAGCCGGCCCUCGUCCCAGCGCAGCAGCAGCGUCUCCAGCUCACCCGCACACACCGAGAGCUCCUCCGACAGAAUGCCUAUUCAUCAGAAUGGGCUUGCCAUGAACCAGGCUCUGUUGGGCCUUUCUCCCAGCAUCCUGCCCGGCCCCAAGGAGGGUGACCUGGCCACUCACGACAUUGGGCACGAGGCCAAGAGAAUGCACUCUGAGAAAGAAGAAGCCCCUAUGUGUACUCCAACAGCGAGGGACAGCUAUGAGAGGUUGUCGUUGGCAGGUCAGGCUUUACCACCAGGGUUCCCGUCUCCUUUCCUGUUUCCUGACGGGCUAUCAUCAAUAGAGACCCUACUGACCAACAUUCAGGGUCUGCUGAAGGUGGCAAUCGACAACGCUCGUGCUCAAGAGAAGCAAGUGCAACUGGAGAAAACUGAGCUGAAGAUGGAGUUGUUUAGGGAGAGGGAACUUCGAGAGACUUUGGAGAAGCAGCUGGCCAUGGAACAGAAGAACAGAGCAAUCAUUCAGAAGCGCUUGAAGAAGGAGAAGAAGGCUAAGAGGAAACUGCAGGAGGCGCUGGAGUACGAGUGUAAACGGCGGGAACAGGCAGAGCAGUCUCUCAAACAGAGCUCACCUACAGAGAGUCUCCGAUCCCUGAAUGACUCGUUGACCCAGGAGAUAGAGACUGACCGCAGCAGUGGCAGAACAGAUGCUGAAAGGACAAUACAAGAUGGAAGACUAUUUUUGAAAACCACCGUGAUGUACUGAUGGGAUGAAGUGGCGGACUAAGGAAAUCUUUCAUAUGAAGAUUAGAGAGACGUCAUAUGAAGUGUGCCCUCUCCAAGGGGCUUUUUAGUUACAAAAACAGGUCAAGCUGAUGACAGAGGCUUCAUGGAAGUGACUGAGUUUGUCCCACAGCCUAAAGGAAGGCCGUGGCAGAACGUAGAAUUAGGAUUCUUCUUCUCCAGUAUCAACAAUAUAUCAUGACUGAUUAACAAUGGGGUUAAACAUGUCAGCUGUUCUGAAGGCGACAAUUUGAGCACAGUAAAAUGUACCGUGAGGUACACAUGGUGAUUAUUUACAAAAAAAAAUCCACAGCACUGAAGAUUUUUAUACUGUAUUUAAAACCAGCGAGAAAGCUUUGAAAAGAAAUUCAGAUCCAGGGGUUUUUGUUUUGUAUUGAAAAAUGUUAAAACCUUAAUGUCAUAUGUUAAAAUUCCUAGCUUGGAGAAAAAAAAAGCCUCUGAAAAUGUGAAUUUGAAUAUAUGUUGAUCGGUAGUAAUGACUAAUCUUUGCUUUAAAUGUUUUCUAAAUUAGAAAAAAGAAAAAUACAAUCAAGUUUCAUUUUUAUCAUUGUUGUACAUACAAGAACAAGAACUAGGUUAACCUGCUCACUUUGUUAUGUGUAUAUAAAGUAAAAAAAAAAAAGAAGGUAUUGUGUAUGCAGUAGAUCUAUUAGGAAAAACAAUACCAACAUUUAUAUUGAAUUUAUAGAUUUGUUUCUGAGCCAUUGUUCUUUCUGAUAGCUGCCAUUACGCUGAGGAAGCAUGCAGGCAUGUAAAUGUUUGUCCUGAAUUCCUGUUACUCAAUAAAUACUUAACUGUGCUGAAAAACUA